UACACCAGAAGGGUUGUCAGACAUCCAUCACCACAACUCAUUCCACUUCAGGUGAAAUCCAAAAGUUUUCUUAGAAUGGAAAACAGCAAUGUCAUCACAUCUGACAAAGCUACAGUUAUCAUCCAAGUAAAUCCACAGCUGGGACAAGAUACUGUUAUCAUUGAUGAUGGACAGCAGACCAGAGGAACAUAUCACAAUACAGGUCUUAAAGGAUUUUUCAAAGCACAACCAAAGGCACUGGGGACCGUACAGAUAAUGACUGGAGUGAUGCUCUUCUUACUUGGUAUUGUGCUCACUGCAAAUUUGGACAGAUAUGGAAGUAUUAUUGUCAUUAGCGGCAUCACUUACUGGGGAUCUUUCAUUUACAUCAGUACUGGGUCUUUGUCUGUUGCAGCGCAGAAUAAACUUCAUCCGUGUGUGGUGAAAGCCUCUCUUGGAAUGAACGUGAUCAGUGCCAUUACUGCAGCGAUAUCCAUUCUUCUGAUUAGCAUAGGUAUAGGACAUUUUCCAUGGUGGCAUAGUUGCUAUGACAAUAGCUACAAUAGCUACAAUAGCUACAACAGCUACAACAGCAAUUACUGUCAACAAUCUAAGACAUAUUCUCUGGGGAUCCUUGGAAUAUUGCUGGUGUUCUCCAUCCUUCAGUUCAUCAUCUCCAUCUGUAUCUCAGGAUUUGCCUGCAAAGCCACCUGCAAUACAAACUCGACAGUGGUCAAUGUGGCAUUAAAAUAGGGAUACUGAGCCACAGUGAGGAAAUCCUAUCAUCCAAAAGUUGCGAGGAAUAAUUUAUUUCCUUUAUUUUUCAUUUUUGAGAGAAUACAUAUUUUAUAAUUAUUGGAAAAUUGACCUCCAAACCCUGUUCAAACACACAUGAAGUUAAUGAAUCUAUCAAGCUAGUCUGCAGGAUUUCUUUCUUUCUUUCUAUUAUAAUGCAAACAAGAUAUGUUUUAAUAUUUACAUGUGAAAAAUAGGUCUCAAAACUGUAUUCUUAAAUGUACACUCUUAAAGGUGCAUUAAUGACCCAUAAACUGUUUAAUACAUAAAUAUGUAUUACAAACAAACCUACAAACACAAAUGAAUAAACAACCAUUCCUAAAUAUAUAUUAUAAACAAAACAACAAACACACCGGUACAUAAACACCAAUAAAUAUCAUGCAUUUAUAUACAUACACGUUAAUUUAAUAAAAAUAAAAUAAAUAAUUAGGCAUUGUGUUUUAUAUCGGUUUUGGCAUUAUGAUACAUUACACAGUUUCAGUAAAUGUCAG
This is a messenger RNA of Carassius auratus (goldfish), 1265 nucleotides long. Its product is annotated as membrane-spanning 4-domains subfamily A member 4A-like. Gene Ontology annotation, cellular component: membrane. NCBI's taxonomy places the organism in Eukaryota, Metazoa, Chordata, Actinopteri, Cypriniformes, Cyprinidae. The record is from RefSeq and is a predicted model, not a curated record. Bases 76 to 732 code for a protein of 218 amino acids. The transcript has 7 exons.